GGGAUUUUCGAUCAUUCCGUCACGACUUGAACGCAUCAGAGCAAACCAGGACUUUUCUGUGGGACUUUGAACUUUACAAACAAACAGUUACUGACAGCUGGAUAAUAUUUAACAAAGUAGAAUUGACUCAGAGGUGCAGUCAGCUUGAAAUAUUGAUCAACCAAUAACUUCUGGUCUAUAGGAGAUAAACGUGUCGCGCUGUCGGGCAGCAGGGCACCAAAAUGUCGCUCCGCUACCAAAACAAAGUGGUUGUUGUCACUGGAGGUUCCAAAGGCAUCGGCAGAGGGAUUGUCAAAGCGUUUGUGGAAAAUGGAGCCAUCGUGGUGUUUUGUGCAAGAGGAGUUGCAGUAGGUGAAGCCCAGGAAGCAGAGUUCAACACGCAGGGACCAGGAUCAUGCAAGUUUGUGAGGUGUGACAUGUCCAAGGAAGAAGAGAUCAAGCGACUGAUCACAGUCACAGUGGAGCUUUAUGGAUACAUCGACUGUUUGGUCAACAACGCAGGCUGGCACCCUCCUCACAAAUCCACCGAUGAAACCACAGCAGAGGAGUUUAGAAAUCUUCUAAAUCUGAACCUCAUCAGCUACUUCUUAGCUUCCAAGUUUGCCCUACCGUAUCUGCGUCAGCGUCAGGGAAACAUCAUUAAUAUCUCCAGUCUUGUGGGCACCAUUGGUCAGAAAGAUGCUGCACCUUAUGUUGCCACUAAAGGGGCGAUCAUCUCCAUGACAAAAGCCAUGGCUGUGGAUGAAAGUGGACACCACGUGAGAGUGAAUUGCAUCUCUCCAGGCAACGUGAUGACACCUCUGUGGGAAGAACUUGCGGCACAGACGGUCGAUGCCACAGCUACCAUCAGAACGGGGGAAAAUGCGCAGCUUAUGGGUCGGAUGGGGACUGAGGCUGAGUGUGGAGUCGCUGCUGUGUUUCUGGCUGCAGACGCCACGUUCUGCACCGGCAUCGACCUCAUUCUCAGUGGAGGAGCUGAACUCAACUACGGCUUGAAGAGUCAGAUCCCGUCCUGAUGGUCUCUGAUGUCCACAGUGUCAGCAGGAGAUUAGUUCAGAUACUGACACGAUACCUGCUGCAGGAUUAAAACAAAACUCAUUCAUAAAAUUUUAGUAGAGAUGUUGGUAUUCCAGGACAAUAAAUAUUGUUGGCAUUUUCCCUGGUAAAGAUAUGUUCUGGCAUCCAGGCGAGCUGUAACAGGACCCGCACCACUCCCCUCCUGAGAGGCCAUUCCACACCAAGCAGUUUGACGUAACGUAACCUCUGUUUUUCUAACCAAUCAGGGGCAAGGCUUUUGGCACGCCUCUAAUAACUCCCUCAAUCAUUCUGAUUAAAAUAAAAAUUACCUCUAAUAUUGUUGCAUUUUAACAGAGUAGUCCGUAUGAUUUUAAAUUAUUAAACCAGAACAUUUUCACUGUAAUAUAUUCUAAUGUAUUAAUACAAAAUAAGCAGUUCUGAAACAGGGUAUGUCUGAGCGGAACUCAUUUGGAUUUGCAUUUGUUUCCGCACGGGUGGAUAAUCUCGGUUUAUCAGCAGAGGAGAUGGCAGCCCUCCGGACGGUGAGUGAGUUCAAUGUCUAAUGUGUUCCUUAUCUGUUUCACUGAUAACCGGGUCCAACAUUAUUUAACCAGUAAACACCGAGGAAAGGAGAUAACUGUUACUGUAUAACCGACCAUUCCCGCGCCGGGGUCCGACCCGCCAGCACGCACUGCGGGGCACGAAUCGACCGCACGCCAGACUUCAUUAAAAAAUAAAAUAAAACUAAAGUUUCGACUAAACAUGAGACGUAGAACAACAAACUGGAGGUUGAAUGUGAAUUUUAAAGAGUUGACGACCAAUUCGGCAACCUUGUAGCGUUAAUAUGUUUAUAGUAACAUUUGAAAUGUUUUAUUUUAUACUUUGCACAACGUUAACUUCUAAUGUGGCUUUUGUUUGUGUUUGUUUUUAGUGACUAAGGUUCAUUCAUGAGUUUUUCUUUUGCUACGCCAUAAACGUAUAAGUCUUUAUGGCAAAAUCUGCUUAAUAUACAUGCAAAAAUGUAUUUUGAGUUGAUAAUGUGAACAUGUUUUCCCUUUUUACAUGGUUAUGUUUUUAUAAAUUCAAAUAUUUUGUCAUAGGUUUCCUCCAUUUCCAGUCUUGAGAUAAAGGAAACGUGGCUUUCAUAAGAUUUAUAGCUGUAUGUAAACACUCAGUAGAGGAGGCAAUAAAGACAAAACUUGCAUUA
Molecule: messenger RNA, 2224 nt
Organism: Girardinichthys multiradiatus
Lineage: Eukaryota; Metazoa; Chordata; Actinopteri; Cyprinodontiformes; Goodeidae
Product: 17-beta-hydroxysteroid dehydrogenase 14-like
Exons: 9
Coding region: 222-1016 (264 amino acids)
Biological process (GO): steroid catabolic process
Cellular component (GO): cytosol
Molecular function (GO): estradiol 17-beta-dehydrogenase [NAD(P)+] activity
Source: RefSeq, a predicted model, not a curated record